AUGGCCGUCCUGCGUCCCGACCUAAUCGUCAAGAACAUUGUCCCCAUUGUCAUGGCUGGUAUCAUUGGUAUCUACGGGUUGGUCGUGUCGGUUUUGAUUGCAAACGACUUGCAACAGAAGGUUGCCCUGUACACGGGGUUCAUUCAGCUGGGAGCAGGUCUCGCUGUCGGUUUGGCCGGUAUGGCAGCUGGUUUUGCCAUUGGUAUUGUCGGCGAUGCUGGUGUGCGCGGAACAGCACAGCAACCCAGACUCUACGUUGGAAUGAUUUUGAUUCUCAUUUUCGCUGAAGUUUUGGGUCUUUACGGUCUCAUUGUCGCCCUUCUGAUGAACUCUCGCUCCACCAUCGACACGUCUUGUUAA
This is a messenger RNA of Aspergillus melleus, 360 nucleotides long. It is a transcript of the gene CUP5, whose product is annotated as H(+)-transporting V0 sector ATPase subunit c. Gene Ontology annotation, molecular function: proton-transporting ATPase activity, rotational mechanism. Gene Ontology annotation, cellular component: proton-transporting V-type ATPase, V0 domain. Lineage: Eukaryota; Fungi; Ascomycota; Eurotiomycetes; Eurotiales; Aspergillaceae. The transcript has 4 exons. Gene Ontology annotation, biological process: proton transmembrane transport. The coding region runs from base 1 to 360 and encodes 119 amino acids. The record is from RefSeq and is a predicted model, not a curated record.